Lycium ferocissimum is the source of this 2309-nucleotide messenger RNA. RefSeq lists its product as uncharacterized. The transcript is spliced from 6 exons. Lineage: Eukaryota; Viridiplantae; Streptophyta; Magnoliopsida; Solanales; Solanaceae. Gene Ontology annotation, molecular function: phosphoprotein phosphatase activity. The record is from RefSeq and is a predicted model, not a curated record. Bases 206 to 1897 code for a protein of 563 amino acids.
AUUCUAGACCAAGAGUGCUAAUAACCUAUUGCAGAAAGCAGAAAAGAAAUUCUAUAUGCUCCUGCAAACAGUACACAAGCAAUUUUGGAGGAUAUUGUGAUUCAGGAGAGAAAAACAAAGUCCACUAACAUAGACAUCACUUUGCUUGCUGAAAGCACUGAGUUCAUUGGGUUAAUGAUUUUGCAAUUGAGACAAGGAGUCCAAGAUGUAUCCAAGACCAAGAGUGCUAAUAACAUAUUGCAGGAAGAGGAGAAGGAAUUCUAUUGCUCUUGCAAGCAGUAUACCAGCAAUUGAGGAAGACGAUGUGAUUCGAGAGAGCAAAACAAAAUCUAUGAACAUAGACAUCACUUUGCCUGCUGAAAGCACUGAGUGUAUGCAGGUUAAUGAUUUUGCAAUUGGGACGAGGAUUCGACAGAUGUAUCCAAGGCCAAGAGCGCUAAUAACAUAUUGCAGGAAGAGGAGAAGGAAUUCUGUUGCUCUUGCAAGCAGUAAACCGGCAAUCGUGGAGGAUGCCGUGAUUCAAGAGAGCAAAACAAAAUACGCUAACAUGGACGUCACUUUGCCUGGUGAAAGCAGUGAGUUUAAUGAGGUUAAUGAUGUUGCCAUUGUUACAAGGAGUCAACAGGUACAUCCAAGACCGAGGGUACUAAUAACCUAUUGCAGAAAGAGGAGAAAGAAUUCCAGCAUUCUUGGAAACAGUUUACCAGCAUUUGUGGAGAAUGUUGGCUACUCUGUUGUGAUUGAAGAGAGCAAAACACAAGUCUCUAACUCAGGCCCAUUGUCUUUAUCAUGCUGCUCUGAAAUCUUGCAUGAAGAAGUCAUAACCAGAGAUGGCACCACGAUGGUGGGAGUGCAGCAGAUUUUCGUGAAUACAGCCGGUGAAAGUUCAUCUGCUGAGCAUCAGAAUGAAAAGAAAAUACUUGCAAUGGAUAAUUCAACAGAAAACAGUAAUAGUUUUGUAUGCGAUACCAUCAAGAAUGUGGCAACUCAUGCGGAAUUUGCUAAAGAUGGUCAUGCAAGGGCUUGCACUUUUGGGUCUACAACCAAUGAACAUUUGGAUGGGGAAAGACAAUCUAUAGCUGAAAGUUAUUCUUCUCCCUCAAGAAUGUGUACUUUCAUAGAUGAGAAGACUGAAAUCACAAAUGUCGAGACCGUCCCUCCAUUGAGUAGAGCACUUAAUGAACGUUCAAAUAAAAAGCUUCUAGUACUUGAUCUGAAUGGACUCCUUGCUGAUAUUGUUCCGCUUCAACAUGUGCUGUAUGGUUUCAAAGUGGACACCAUUGUUUCAGGGAAAGCAGUUUUCAAAAGGCCUUUCCAUGACGAUUUUCUGCAGUUUUGCUUCGAGAAAUUUAAUGUAGGUGUUUGGUCAUCAAGAAUCAGGAAGAAUGUGGAUUUGGUUCUUGAUUUUCUAUUCGGGAAUGCCAAGGAAAAAUUGCUCUUCUGCUGGGAUCAAUCCCACUGCACUGAUACUGGUUUCCCUGUUGUUGGUAAGAAGAGAAACAAGCCUAUUAUUUUGAAGAAGCUUACAAAAUUAUGGGAGAAGUUUGAACCAGAUCUUCCAUGGGAGAGGGGUGAAUAUGAUGAGUCAAACACCCUUUUGUUGGACGAUUCUCCUCACAAGGCCUUGUGUAAUCCACCAAACACAGCAGUAUUUCCAAAUACAUACAUCUACACAGAUGAGAAAGAUGACUCAUUAGGGCCAGAGGGUGAUCUGCGCGUUUAUCUUGAAGGACUGUCCAUGGCCAAUAAUGUUCAGGAGUAUGUAGAGAGUAAUCCAUUUGGUCAACGACCAAUCACUCAAAAGAAUGUAUCUUGGCGUUACUAUUGCAAGGUUAUUGAAGCCGCUACAUGCAAUCCAGAGCAUAGUGCUAACAGAUUCUCAGCUUACCAAUACUGAUGCAACACUUAUUUCUCCAACUAUUUUUUGUCUUACUAAUAGCUGACCCAAUCUUUUGGAUAGCUGUAGCUGGGAUGCCAGUUUGGUUGGCAUUUGAUAUUUUUGCUUUUUGCUGCAAGCAUUACACCCAGGGGGCACAUCAACUGAAAAGCUUUUUUGGUACAGUUAGUGGAUAUAAUAGUAGCUUUCAUCCCUGACCCAAAACUGUAAAGUAUUUCCUACCCAGCUAAAUAUAUUCUACUAGCAAGUAGUAACCAAGGCAAGUUAAUGUUGUAUUACUGUCUAAGAACGAAGAAUUAUGGUUAGUCUGGGGGCUCACAAGUGCACAAUUGUUUUGUUGUAUUUUUUGGACAAAGUUACUUCAUUGCCUCUUUUUCCCAGAUGAAUGAAUAUUACAUUUCUUUUGAGUGCC